Molecule: messenger RNA, 507 nt
Organism: Rhagoletis pomonella (apple maggot)
Lineage: Eukaryota; Metazoa; Arthropoda; Insecta; Diptera; Tephritidae
Product: cuticle protein 16.5
Exons: 4
Coding region: 1-507 (168 amino acids)
Source: RefSeq, a predicted model, not a curated record
AUGAAAUAUCUGAUCCUGCUCAGCUUGAUCGCAGCUGCUACCGCUGCUCCUGGAUAUUUGGGUUUGGGUGGUUUGGGCCAUGAAUCGUAUGCGGCGCCAGCGCUCAGCUACGCACACGCUGCUCCGGCUAUUAGUUACGCAGCACCGGCCAUCAGCUAUGCUCCAGCGCCGGUCGUCAAGGCCUAUGCUGCCCCCGCUGUUGUCGCUGCGCCAGCUGUUGUGAAGGCAGCACCGGCCGCCACUAGUUAUUCCACCUUCAGUCAGGUCAUCCAGCACGCCGCUCCAGCCGUCGUUAAGGUCGCCGCUCCCGCUCCAGUUGCCGUAGCGGCUCCAGUAGUCAAGUACGCCGCUCCCGCCAUUUCUUACGCUGCGCCUGCACCAGCCAUUUCCUACGCUGCACCGGCCAUCUCGUACGCCGCACCAGCCAUCAAAUAUGCCGCUCCUGCGAUCUCGUACGCCGCCGCACCAGCAAUUAGUAUCAGUGGUUACGGACAUUACGGACAUUAA